AUGCCUUCCAAAACCACUAAAGAAGUGCUCCACGACCUCUCUCCUUAUCUCAUAGUCUAUACAGAUGGAACCAUCGAGAGAUUAGUGGAAACACCUACUGUCCCGCCGUCGCCGGAAGACCCAAUCACUGGCGUAGCCUCCAAAGACAUUAUAGUCAUUACACCGGAGGUUAAAGCCAGAGUAUUCCUCCCAAAGCUGACAGUCUCCAACCAAAAACUCCCCGUUUUGGUCUACUACCAUGGCGUUGGGUCGCAAUCAAAAGAAGAUUUGACUGGUUUUGCAUAUAAAGUUUGGAUGUGUAUUUAUCCAUCAGCCCCUGGUGGGAUUGACAAUCCGAUGAUCAAUCCAAUGGUGGAGGAUGCUCCAAGCUUAUCGGGGCUGGGGUGUUCAAGGCUGCUGGUUUGUUUAGCAGGGAAGGAUGCACUUACGCCUAGAGGGAUUCUUUACGUUGAGACUCUGAAGAAAAGUGGGUGGAAAGGUGAAGUGCAGCUGGUGAUGGUUGAUGGUGAGGAUCAUUGCUUUCAUGUAUUUGAUCCUACCACUGAGAAAGCAAAGGAUCUGAUUAAGCGUUUGGCUUCUUUCAUUUCUUAA
Messenger RNA from Fraxinus pennsylvanica, 591 nucleotides. NCBI's taxonomy places the organism in Eukaryota, Viridiplantae, Streptophyta, Magnoliopsida, Lamiales, Oleaceae. The record is from the annotation of a GenBank genome assembly.